This is a messenger RNA of Chionomys nivalis (European snow vole), 5835 nucleotides long. RefSeq names its product SATB homeobox 2 (gene Satb2). Gene Ontology annotation, biological process: chromatin remodeling; regulation of transcription by RNA polymerase II. Gene Ontology annotation, molecular function: DNA-binding transcription factor activity, RNA polymerase II-specific; RNA polymerase II cis-regulatory region sequence-specific DNA binding. NCBI's taxonomy places the organism in Eukaryota, Metazoa, Chordata, Mammalia, Rodentia, Cricetidae. The record is from RefSeq and is a predicted model, not a curated record. Bases 803 to 3025 code for a protein of 740 amino acids. The transcript has 12 exons.
UGAUUGAUUGAUGUUUAAUUUCCUGCCAGGCGGGGCCCCCCUCCCCCCGCAACCUCCCCAGCCCUCCUCCCCGCCCCCCACUCCCCUCCUUUUUUUGCGGUGGACCAGUCUGGCUUGGGUUUAGAUCCGUCCCCCCCCCAUUCCCAUCCCGAAAUAACCCAGAGACUUCCCCUACCCCCAUCCCAAAUUAUUAUUUUGAAGGCGCUAGAUCUGGGGACCGAAAGGGGGAGGGGGAGAAAUCGGAAACCGAGGACAACCCAAAAGGACUCACUUUGCCUGAUGACUCAACGCAACUAAUAACCAUCUCCCUCUCAGUGUGUCUCUCUCUGCGGCUUGUCAGUGAGUCCGGCUCUGGCUUCUGGCAGAGGCGGCCGCGAGGGAAGAGGUUGGAGGUGACAGCUUGGGCGGCCGCGGCGUUUUCUCUGGAGCGCGGUCCGGGGUCUCCGCGCCUCCUCCGCUCUUGGUGGCACGGUCACCGCGGCUCCAGCCGCGCCUCCUCUCGAGCUAGCGGCGGGUAGGAGCCGGCAAGCCCGCGGCAGCCUCCCAGUCCUCAGCCCUUUCUCUCCAGAACCGGUCUCCUUCCCGAAGGACCCGGGGAAGAGGAAAAGGAAAGGGGAAGGAGGAAAAGAGAAAGGAAGAUUAGGACAACCCUACAGAUCACCAGAAACUUUCCACCCUGGAUUCUCUACUUUUGCUCCAUGGACAGAGCCCCAGCCAGCCAAGUUUCAGACAGACCGUGAGCAGUCCCUGCGCGUUUUAUUGCGACCUGCCGGUGGGAACUUUGUCUCCAAAUCGGAGCAGCAUGGAGCGGCGGAGCGAGAGCCCGUGUCUGCGGGACAGCCCCGACCGAAGGAGCGGCAGCCCCGACGUCAAGGGGCCUCCCCCGGUGAAGGUGGCCCGGCUGGAGCAGAACGGCAGCCCCAUGGGAGCCCGCGGGAGGCCCAACGGCGCCGUGGCCAAGGCCGUGGGAGGUAACAGCCCGGAGCUGGGAGGUUUGAUGAUUCCUGUCUUCUGUGUGGUGGAGCAGCUGGACGGCUCUCUGGAAUAUGACAACAGAGAAGAGCACGCCGAGUUCGUCUUGGUGCGAAAAGACGUGCUUUUUAGCCAGCUGGUGGAGACCGCGCUCCUGGCCCUGGGCUAUUCCCACAGCUCCGCGGCUCAGGCCCAAGGAAUAAUCAAGCUGGGGAGGUGGAACCCCCUCCCGCUCAGUUAUGUGACAGACGCCCCUGACGCAACCGUGGCCGACAUGCUUCAAGACGUCUAUCACGUUGUGACGUUGAAGAUCCAAUUACAAAGUUGUUCGAAGUUGGAAGACUUGCCUGCGGAGCAGUGGAACCAUGCCACAGUCCGCAAUGCCUUAAAGGAACUGCUCAAAGAGAUGAACCAGAGCACAUUAGCCAAAGAAUGCCCUCUCUCCCAGAGUAUGAUUUCAUCCAUUGUAAAUAGCACGUACUAUGCCAAUGUGUCAGCAACCAAGUGCCAAGAAUUUGGGAGAUGGUAUAAAAAGUAUAAGAAGAUUAAAGUGGAAAGAGUGGAGCGAGAAAACCUUUCAGACUAUUGUGUUCUGGGCCAGCGUCCAAUACAUUUACCAAAUAUGAACCAGCUGGCAUCCCUGGGGAAAACCAACGAACAGUCUCCUCAUAGCCAAAUCCACCACAGUACUCCCAUACGAAACCAAGUGCCCGCCUUGCAGCCCAUCAUGAGCCCCGGGCUCCUCUCGCCCCAGCUCAGUCCGCAGCUCGUCAGGCAGCAGAUAGCCAUGGCCCAUCUGAUCAACCAACAGAUCGCCGUCAGCCGGCUCCUGGCUCACCAGCACCCUCAAGCCAUCAACCAGCAGUUCCUGAACCAUCCCCCCAUCCCCAGAGCAGUGAAGCCAGAGCCGACUAACUCCUCUGUGGAGGUCUCUCCCGAUAUCUACCAGCAAGUCAGAGACGAGCUGAAGAGGGCCAGCGUGUCCCAGGCUGUCUUCGCCAGAGUGGCGUUCAACCGCACACAGGGAUUACUGUCAGAGAUUCUGCGUAAGGAGGAAGACCCCAGGACUGCCUCUCAGUCUCUGCUCGUAAACCUGAGGGCCAUGCAGAACUUCCUCAACCUGCCCGAAGUGGAGCGCGAUCGCAUUUACCAGGAUGAGAGGGAACGGAGCAUGAACCCCAAUGUGAGCAUGGUCUCCUCCGCCUCUAGCAGCCCCAGCUCCUCCCGAACCCCACAGGCCAAAACCUCGACACCGACAACAGACCUCCCUAUUAAGGUGGACGGCGCCAGCGUCAACAUCACAGCUGCUAUUUAUGAUGAGAUCCAACAGGAGAUGAAAAGGGCCAAGGUGUCUCAAGCCCUGUUUGCCAAAGUGGCUGCGAACAAAAGUCAGGGCUGGCUCUGUGAACUGCUUCGCUGGAAAGAAAACCCCAGCCCAGAAAACCGCACCCUCUGGGAGAAUCUCUGCACCAUUCGCCGCUUCCUGAAUCUUCCCCAGCACGAGAGGGACGUGAUCUACGAGGAGGAAUCGCGACAUCACCACAGCGAACGCAUGCAGCACGUGGUCCAGCUCCCGCCCGAGCCCGUGCAGGUCCUCCAUCGACAGCAGUCCCAGCCGACCAAGGAGAGCUCUCCUCCCAGAGAAGAAGCGCCCCCACCACCCCCUCCCGCCGAAGACAGUUGUGCCAAAAAACCCCGCUCUCGCACCAAGAUCUCCCUAGAAGCCCUGGGCAUCCUGCAGAGCUUCAUCCACGACGUCGGCCUCUACCCCGACCAGGAAGCCAUCCACACCCUGUCGGCCCAGCUGGAUCUCCCCAAGCACACCAUCAUCAAGUUCUUCCAGAACCAGAGGUACCACGUGAAGCAUCAUGGGAAGCUGAAGGAGCACCUGGGCUCCGCCGUGGACGUGGCGGAGUACAAGGACGAGGAGCUGCUGACCGAGUCGGAGGAGAACGACAGCGAGGAGGGCUCGGAGGAGAUGUACAAGGUGGAGGGGGAGGAGGAGAACGCGGAGAAGAGCAAGGCGGCGCCCGCCGAAACCGACCAGAGAUAAUGUGAACUCCACCAGACGAAGCAAUAUAUGGGUCCAAGGACUUUCUGUUUUCCUUUCUUUAAAAAAAAAAAAAGGCUUUGUUUUUAUUUUGGUUUUGUUUUUAUCGUCUGUUUUAUCUUUCUUACCCGUAAUGGCAUUCCUCUGUCGCACAGGAUCGCCUGUAGACUGAGUAAACUCAGUGAGUGGUUCUGAGUCGGGUGUCACCUUGGCAAAGACACUAAGUGUCAAACUCUGAUCAUUGACUGGACCGCAGUGAUGCCAGUCACGGGAGACUCCGCCUUCAUUCCCCUUGCUCUUUUGGAAGAGACACCAGGCAACUUCCAGGAUGGAAAGACCCACGAGAUAAAUGAAGGAAGCUACGAGUGUGUGUAUAUGUAUAUGUAUAUAUCUCUAUAUUUACAUAUAUAUAUUAAAAAUUGCAUGGGACAGAGAACUUUACAAUCCGAAAGAAUAGACUGUGAAAUGAGUUCUUAAAGAAAAGACUUGUUUAUGUAUAAAAAAAAAAUGCCACUUCACAGUGAGUUGUUCUGGCUUUUUGAGAAACUGCGGCCUGCUCUCAGGGUGGGGUGACUAUUUUUGAAUUCCUAUUUAUUUUGUGUGUUUGUCCCUGAUCUAUUUUUUUUUUUAAUUCUAUGGCUUCCUAUCUGGCAGCUUACUGGGUAAUUUUUGAGGUAUGUAUUUAACAAAAUAACACUGCCAAAACAAAAACAAAUAAACAAAAAAAAAAAGUAAAGAAGCAAGAGAAAGGCAAGAAGAGAAUGAGCCAGAGGGAAUCAGGGCCCGUUAGUAAGGAGACAGUACACAUUUCUCCGGGAGACACAAUGCACACUUGCGUAGACUCGAGGACGUGAGCCGCCACUUUCCGUUCGUUAUCCUGAGUGGUGCAUCGGCGCUGUCGCGAGCAGAUGCCUUCUGUGGAAUUCCUUCCGAGCCAAGUCCAGUGCAGAGGAAACUUGACCAUUAAUUAGCGCAGUCUCCAAAGAUGACAUUUUACAUGGGACUUACGGAGUUCAUGCUAUGAGCCACAUUUUAUCUUGAAGUUUAUUUACCUGCUUGUGGCUUCAAAUUUUAAAACUAUUAAGCCUGCUCAUUUUAAAUUGUUGGUUGUUACUGUUUUUUUUUUCUCUUUAUUGUUUCUGGAUUUUUUUUUUUUUUUUUAAGAAAUAGAACAUAGUUCAAUGUAAUGUUAAGUUAGAGAAAGACGUUUCUGCCCAGUUAGAGGGGCUUCCACUCAAAUAAAUCUCCACCCGGCCUCUCCCCCAAGUGUUUCUUCCUCCCCAUUUCGGACCUUCCUCUUCUCCGUACACAUCCCAUCCACUUUAGCCAAGCCUCUGCAGCCCCCCUGAGCUCACAUGCUGCCUCCAUGCCCCCCCCCCCCUCCCCGCCACGGCAGCCCUAACAGGAACCUGCUUUCCAGAAUCUCUGCACCUCCAGGCAAUAGAGUCAGUGAAGCGAUCUCAGCAGAGUCACCCAGUCCUCGGAAAAGGAAAUACCGCCCCUGUGCCCCACAUAGCGCUUACCUGAUGUAAAGCGGAACUAACGCCGACCGGGCUGUCUUGUGGAAGGAGCGUUAAAGCUGCGACCUACUGCAGUUCGCCAGAUCUCCUUCGGUUUCCUAUUAGAAACAGUAGCAUUACCUUCCAGUUCCGCUGACAGCGGUGGCAGCAGGGGGACCUCCAGCUUUGGGACUGGCCUCCAGACCCUACUUCAGGCUCGAGAUGGCCGCCCAGUGGUCCCACGUGGUUGGAUCUUGUCUUGUUUUGUUUUGUUUUUGAGUUGUAUCCUCAUGCAACCUUGUCAAAGACCUCAUGCAAUAUCACUUUGAAAUUUAUUUUCUGUUUACUACACAAACAUUGUAAUAUAACUGUUAAUACUAUUUAUAUAUUUGAAAGGUAUAAGAGGUAGGAGUUUAAAGAAAAUAAAAACCUCUAUGUGUAGAUAUUAACUCAGAACUUACACUCUACAGGGAGAAGACACGUUGCAAUACAAGCUAACUCUGGCCGCUUAGUAACCUCUGGAGUUCUCAAAGGGACGUUUUCCUGUACUUUUUCAAAUAAUGAUGUUCAAAAAAAAAAAAAAAAAAACGGUUACCUUGACAAGAGCGUCAUGUGUCUUUGCAAAAGGACGGCUGUGUUUGCAGUUGAGGCCUGGGCCCACCCUUCCCGUUUCUGUAGAUGCUGCAGCUUUAAUCAGAAAAGUCCACAGUUGCUGCUUCCCGAUCUCCGAGUUACUCCCUCUAAAUUGUCUUCUGACACCGUUGCUGAAGUCACCCUGUACAGGUCCUAGGCACCGAUUUUUUUUUUUUUUUUUUUUUUUUUGUCAAGCUCUUACAGGUUCAUCAAUCGAUGGCAUCCGCGUUUGGUAUCUUUUACACUUCAACCAAAAAUUUAUUAGGUAUUUUUCAAUGCUAAGUCUUGCCUUUUAUUUUUUAUUUUUUAAUUUCACUGCCAAGUGUGCAGUGGUUCUAAGUGAAUCUGUGGGCAUUUUAGCCUGUGGUCUUGCCAGAUCUUUGCGAAUUACAAUGCAUAUAUGUCUAUUUAUUCAAUACCUGUCAUAUAAUAUCUAUCUGGGAAAAGAAACUUUCUCUUGUAGUGCCUCUUGACAAAGCACAAUUUCCCGCCUUUUUUUUGUGAAAUGAAGAAAAAAAAACAAAUUGUGUUUUAUUGCAGUAUCAAUAAUGUGAAUAAGGAUUAAGAUAUUGUAAAUGUUCUUUUUUCCAUGUAAAUCAACUAUCUUUGUUAUCACUAAGUGAUAAUUAAUUUUUAACUUAUGUGCAUUGUUAGGCUGUUAGAGUUUUUUGGUUGUUAAAA